AUGUCUGCAAAAUUGUCUAUCCGCCGACUGCGCUUCGUCGCCCUGUUUAUCUUCUCCACCUCCUUAUUCACCCUUCUCUACGGAUUCUACCACUAUGAAACUCACAUAGAGCUCGCCUUCUAUUCCAGGGACUGGGUCCACCAAGAAAUAUUGCCCACCGAACCACUCUCUGGAUGUUUCGAUCCAUCCAGGGUCAGCCCAAAGUACAACGUAUCCGAGGCGGUAUAUGGGCCAAAGAAGACAGAGGUGCAGGCCGGACUGCAGCUGAGGAUGGGUUUGGAUUGUUAUGACCUCGCUGGGACCAUACGCAGUGACGGCAGUACACGCACACCUGACGUCCCUAUACCCGGCGACGAGCGAAUCCAGUACCACACCUAUUGGCGUGUGGACCUUGCUGCCUUUGGGCCUCGGCAGGAAUACAUGCUCAAAUCCUUCUUCGCCACCCAAAACAUCCACACCUCGCGCCUUAUCUUAUGGUCGAACGGUGACCUCUCUGCCAACGACAUCUUGGCCGGGUAUGUGAAGCGUUACCCCGACGCCUUUGCUCUCAAAUUCGUCGAUAUCCCUGCUUUGGCGGUAGGAACAGAGUUAGAUGGCAGCGACUUGUUGCGUCGUAAAGACGAGAAAGCGUGGGUUGAUGGCGACCUCAUUCGCCUGCUCCUGCUUUGGAAUUACGGCGGUGUAUGGAUCGAUAUGGACUCGUUACUUACGCGAGACCUCGAUCCCCUACUUGAACACGAGUUCGUCACUCAGUGGGACUGUUAUGACAAAGUAUACCAGCCAUUCAAUGGUGCCCUCAUGCGCUUCCGUCAGCACUCACCCUACGUCUGUGAAGCGUUCCAUAUCAUGGCCACUGGAACCACGCCUCGUGCUGAUUCUACUGACUGGGGGUCCACGCUUUACUUCAAGUUAUGGCGUCGAUUAGUCGUGGGCUCCAUACCUCCCUUCAAGGUCCUUCCGUUCUGUUUCAGCGAUGGGAGGUCAUGUAGGUUGGAUAAUCGGCUACCUGAUCCGUUCGUGGCGGACGACGCCAAAGGCAAGUGGACGAUGGGACUUGGAAUGGAGGAGGGAGGUCCAUUGGACAAGGUCCUAGGGAAUGUGUUUGGACUACACUUGCACAACCAGUGGGAUAAGGCCUUCCCCAAGGGCGGUUGGGUUGACAGAUUGCUACUGAAGCGCUACGAUAGAAAGUUGUCCACCUAG
Molecule: messenger RNA, 1203 nt
Organism: Guyanagaster necrorhizus
Lineage: Eukaryota; Fungi; Basidiomycota; Agaricomycetes; Agaricales; Physalacriaceae
Product: glycosyltransferase family 32 protein
Exons: 2
Coding region: 1-1203 (400 amino acids)
Biological process (GO): glycosphingolipid biosynthetic process
Molecular function (GO): hexosyltransferase activity
Source: RefSeq, a predicted model, not a curated record